AUGUCAAUUCUACUGGCUUACAACGGAUUACAUGUCGAACAAGUUCAGGUGGAAGUGAAGAAUCCUUCUUUAGAAACAUAUCGGAAACUGAUUAUGAAAUAUAGUGAUAGUGUUGUCGAAUGUCCAUGUUCUCAGAUUUCUUCUUUAUAUGAGUCAUUCAUUCAGCUGACACCCACAUAUCAUAGUAUUUGUUCAAGCAGUUUCAUCUCUCAACAAUGGAUUGAAGCAUUAUUUGAUGCUUUAUCGACUAUGCGUUAUUUUUUGGAUUUUCGGACAACAGGUAGUUUAGAAUUUCAAUCCAUAAGAGAAAUAUGUAGCUUAUCGCAGUCAACUUUCAACAGUUACAUAGAAGUAUUCUACAAUGAAGAAUUCAUAGCAGGCUAUCUGGUACAUGAAAAUGUGUUCGAAGCGCAAAUAGCAACGAUUGUGGAUAGCUUUCGUUUGGACACUAUAUCGAAAUUUGCUUUUUCUUUUUCACUUUCGCAGCUGAUCAUGCAUUCAAAUUUAUUGGUUUCUUGCAUUCAAGCGAACUAUAUAUAUGUAUAUUACACCGUAGAUAAAAUCAACUGGGGUGUGGCUGUAGGCGAUGUUUUUGUGCCGCUAGCUAAUGGCAUUAAGUGCUAUUGUAACUCCGCGUCAACCGAUUGUCCUCAGGCACAGGGAUUCUACGACUUACAAUUGCCCGUUAGCGUAUUAGUGUGGCCAACGUAUACACCAACACGAAUUCUUGAAAAUUGGUCGUCUGGCUGUUAUGCUAUGGAUCAAAUUCUUUCAACUUCUAUCGAACGAACUUUCUUGAGUAAUCAAACUGCACUUGACAUUUUUGUCUCGUAUUUCAAUAACUCAUCGCUGUCGAAUAUGAAGCGACCGAUUGCUUUGAAUAAAUCAAAUGUGAUCAAUCAAAAUAGUACUUUCAAUGAGGUUGUACAAAGUACUAUGCUUCUUAAAGACUUGCGAAUAGAAGUCAACUACUCACUUUAUUUUGCUGACUGUCGACCCAAAUCUUGUCUUUAUACAAUCCAGCAGCACUACAGCUUUCUCUAUAUGUUUACUACCCUUUUUGGCCUCUAUGGUGGUUUAUCAGUGGCUCUUCGGUUGAUUAUUCCACUUGUAGUCGGAUUCUUGGUUCGACGCGUCUUUCGAAAAUCACCAACUAUUCCUUCUACCAGUGUGGAUACAGUCAUGGUACGAACUAAAAUGUGGAAAAAGCAGACAAGAGAAAUGGCGAUGCAAACCUGGAUUUUAUUAAAUGAUCUGAAUCUAUUCAAGUCAUCACCUCGACAGCAUGGAUCAGAUAUCAGACAACAACGCUGGAUGACGCGAAUUUAUUUUUUAAUUUUUGGCCUUUUUAUCAGCAUUCUUAUGAUUUAUAUGAUGGCGGAUGUUGAAAUAAAAUCAGUCGAAGUCAAAUAUCCUUCAAUGACUACAGUAGAGCAGCUAGAAUUUGAAAGUAUUAAUGGAUUGAUUUCAUCUUUACAAUGUUCAUGUACAAAAUUCAUUGUACCGUAUGGUUCAUUUAUUCAAGUCCAGCAGCCUGUCUACCAUCAAGUCUGCUCAAGCGCCCUAGUGACGCCAAGCUGGCAGAAUACCCUUAGUGGCUCUUCGGCCGGUAAGAAAGUUUUCUGUUAUGCAGGAUAG
Adineta ricciae is the source of this 1638-nucleotide messenger RNA. NCBI's taxonomy places the organism in Eukaryota, Metazoa, Rotifera, Eurotatoria, Adinetida, Adinetidae. The record is from the annotation of a GenBank genome assembly.